AACAGUUUGAUGGGAUCGUUGCCAGUGCUCAAGAUUUGCUCGGGGUGUUCAGCAACACAGUGACGUCCUGCUUAUAUUUUCCGAAACAGAAGAGCUGCUUUAUUCUCGUCAAGAUGAAGACCACUUUCUUGAUAGCAUUAUUUUUAGUAGUCGUGGCUUGUUCAGCAGCCAGUGCUGAUGAAUGUACAACAGGGGACGUUAAAAAUGUUGAUUGCAAUAGAUGUAGAUGCCUUAACGGCCAAUGGGCCUGUACCAGAAAGGGAUGUUUGAGAAAAAGGGAUACAGAAUGCCAACCUGGAGAAAGCAAAAAAAUAGAUUGCAACCACUGUUUCUGUUCUGGAGGACACUGGGCUUGCACUCUAAUUGGUUGCAACGUAAAGGCCGCUGAGUGCUCUACAGGACAAACUAAACAAGAAGAUUGCAACACUUGUUUUUGCGCAAACGGCAAUUGGGCUUGUACUCUAAAAGCAUGUUUGAGGAAGAGGGCGGCCGAUGAAUGUCUGCCAGGAGACAGAAAAACAGUGGAAUGUAACACUUGCUUCUGCGCGAAUGGACUUUGGGCAUGCACCAAAAAAGGAUGUCAUGCGAAAAGGGCCAUCCCAGCUCGUUUCGACGUAGAAUCUAGACAUAAACGAGAGGAAUUUUCCUGCAUUCCCGGGCAAACCUUUGCCAAGGAAUGCAACACAUGUACAUGCACAGCGGAUGGCAAGAACGCCAUCUGUACUCUAAACCCCUGCGACAUCAAUAAGGAUUAGCCCAAUCGUAGUUGUAGGUAGCUUUUAAUUCAAUUUUCUUGACUUUUAUAUGUUAGACUUAAGAGAGAAGUUGGUAACACCGGGAGAGACCCAAUUUUUAUAUUUUUUUACGAUAUUUAUUUAAUCUCGAACUUCAUUAUCAUCAAACAUUAUUUUUUCGCGCAUGUUCAUCGCAUUGUCACAAAUUCAGUAAAAUUAGAUCACUCAUUUCCAAGAACAAUUAUCAGUUUCUGCAAUAGUAAGAUAUGCUCUCGGUUGCCAACUUAUUUUUAAUAGAUGUUUUUACAUGUAAUUUUUAAUAUGUAACUUUUUCAGUGUUAGUAACUGUUUGUGUAUGAUGUCAAUUAAUUGUAAGCGUAGAGAAAGUCCAAUUUAGGUUUAAUUCAGGAUAUAUAGUAUAAAAUGCAGACAAUGUGACAAUAAAAAAGGUUGUACAUAAAAUUUCGAAAAUUUUGCUGUUACACUCAAAUCACAUUUUUUCAUUACCGUUCACGCAACCUUCACUGUCUGCUACUAUUUUGCCAUUUUCUCUACAUCUUACAUAAGAACUAGAUCUAAGGUAUUACGAGUAGUAUACGAAAACACAAAUGGUGUUCAAGUAGAGUGCUCCCAUUACGUAGAUUAAGUCACUUUUUGAACUAUAGGAAAAUAGUUCAUCAAAAUUUGACUAUUUUCUGUAUUGCUGAAGGGAACGUUAGUAAGAAGAAAUAUUCUUUUAAUCAUAAUUAUAGUAAAAGUUUCUUUUCUGUUUCUUCUUGGUAAAGCAUUCCCCUGCAAUGUAGCAGAAGGAAAAAUUACUAAAAAGAAACAUAUCCUCGUUCCUAAAUGCACAAGUAACGCACAAUUUUUAUCUCAAAGUUUCUUUUUAGUAAAUAUUCUUCAUCAUUUUCCAUGUUGCGAAAUGAAAAUUUAGUAAAAAGAAACUUUCAUCUAUUUACAGCUGUUGAUGUUAUUCUAUUUUCGUUUUUCUUCUUAUUAACUAGUUCCUCUGCAAUUUUUUGACAUUUUUCUGUGAAUUGUGACAUUUUUAUAUGUAUUUUCUGAUUGUAUUGUAGUAUUAAACAUUGUAUUGGUGGUGGAUUUCAAAUAUAUAAGUGUAAAUGCA
Anoplophora glabripennis (Asian longhorned beetle) is the source of this 1860-nucleotide messenger RNA. Its product is annotated as pacifastin-like protease inhibitor cvp4. The record is from RefSeq and is a predicted model, not a curated record. The transcript is spliced from 7 exons. Gene Ontology annotation, molecular function: peptidase inhibitor activity; protein binding. The coding region runs from base 114 to 755 and encodes 213 amino acids. NCBI's taxonomy places the organism in Eukaryota, Metazoa, Arthropoda, Insecta, Coleoptera, Cerambycidae.